Messenger RNA from Dichotomopilus funicola, 480 nucleotides. RefSeq lists its product as uncharacterized. The transcript has 4 exons. The coding region runs from base 1 to 480 and encodes 159 amino acids. The record is from RefSeq and is a predicted model, not a curated record. Lineage: Eukaryota; Fungi; Ascomycota; Sordariomycetes; Sordariales; Chaetomiaceae.
AUGCAAGUCACCGCGCUCACCGCACAAGCGCUCCUAAGCAGCGUGGCCGUAGCAGCCGUCGCAUCCUCCGACGACAUCUCGCCCAACCCGGCCACUCUCUUCACCCGCGAUACCUCUGGUGGUGAUGCGGUAUCCUGUGGCGGGGGGUACAUGCCCAACAACGCGACGUGUUGCGGUGGCUCCACGUACUGUGAGUCGGGAGAUGUCUGCACCAAGGAUGGCGGCUGUUGCCCGAAAGGCCAAACCUGCACCGGCGUAGCAACAAGCUGCGAGGCAGGCCAAAAAGUCUGCCACGACGCCUGCGUCCCCGAAGGCGCCGACUGCUGCGGUGCCAACCGUUUCUGCCCGCCCGACUUCUACUGCGGCACCGGUGAUCAGUGCUUCAGCAACAGUGCUAGUGGGAGUGCCGGCGGCGCCGUUUCGAGGGGGUUGGUUGUUGCUGUUGCGGGGGCGGUGGGGUAUUGGGUUUCGAGGCAGUGA